Molecule: messenger RNA, 1099 nt
Organism: Rubroshorea leprosula
Lineage: Eukaryota; Viridiplantae; Streptophyta; Magnoliopsida; Malvales; Dipterocarpaceae
Source: the annotation of a GenBank genome assembly
CUUAUUCUUCAAUUCCUUGAAAUUACUAAGACGGUUUCCAAAAUGAAUGUAAGUGGGAAUGCGAAGCCCGUUAAAAAGGAGGUGAUAGUUAUAGACGAGGAACCAGUGGUGAAUUCAACCCGUAAAACUCAAAAGAGGAGCAAUCCUGCGGCCAAUUCAUCCAAAUCCAAGAAUGUCAAAGUGAAGAAAGAAGAGCCUCAGGAUCUUCAUGGUCACACCGUGAAGAAGGAAGAGAGUGCUAAGAAGGAAGAAAGUGGUGAUCCUGAUAAGACUGGUUUCACAUUGGAGUUAAAUUCCCAUGCAGCUUUUGGUUUGAGAAAUGCGCUUCGAGCAAUUCGGAUACCAAAGAUCUACCGAUCUAAUCUCGAAGCAAAACCUUCUCAACUCCAAAUCCAAAUUAAAAACCUGGAUGGGAGUUUCAAGGCUUUACUGACACUGAAACCGGAUGCCUGCACUGUUUUCAAUUGCACACAAUCUUAUAUGCUUGGUUUGGAAUUUGAUAGGCUGCUUGCAGCUAUAUGUAAUCCAGCACAAGAUGAUCAAUCCAUCAUCCGUUUAUCCAUUGGUGAUAGAAAAUUGCCUCUCAUUAUUCAAUCAGGUACUAAUAGCACAACAUUUGAAGUCGAGUUGCAGUCAUUGGUAUCCAGUGCCAAUGCGCCUGCGGUCUAUGCAAGUAUUUUUCUUUCAUCUGGAUUCUUCAACUGCAUUUUGCAUUCUAUGGAGGAGAUGGUGGCUUACAAAGUCAGCUUAGGGAACCAAUUAGACAUCAAUAAUCUGGGCAUAGAUAUAGAGAUUACCUCAAAAGCUGUGAAGAUAACAGCAGUUGGUGUUGGAUAUCAUCUCAAUCCUCAGCAAUUCAGUCUUCCAUAACCCUACAUAUAAUCAACAGUAGUAGAGGAUUUUUUAGCUUGCUUUCAGCCUCUCUCUCUCUCUCUCUUUUAAUUACCCACAAAUCAUUACUCCGGGAUCAAUUUGCAUGGUGAGCUUCUUCUUCUUUUUGGCAUUGAAAUAUUAAUACAUUAAAGAAUAAUGGUUGUUUUUGGACACAGGAAGGACACUGUAGCCUGCUUCGUGUAAAAAAUAAAAGAUUCAACGUCUC